AUGUGGAGCCGUAGUGCUUCAUUCGCUGCAGUUGUGGGGACAUGCCUAUUGUUGUCGGUUCAUGAUGUUCUUGCGAUAUCAAAGCUCUCUGCUGUAGGCUCGAAAUUUUUCAAUGAAGAGGGACAGCAGUUUUUCGUCAAGGGAAUUGCGUACCAGCUCACUCCUAAAGACCCCCUUGUGGACUCGGAACAGUGCAAACUAGACUCUUCCUUGAUGAAGGAGCUUGGUGCGAACGCUAUCCGAGUCUAUCAUGUUGAUCCCGAAGGAGAUCAUGAAGAGUGCAUGAAGACGUUCGCAGAUGCAGGGAUAUACCUAUUUGUUGACUUGGACGACUUUCCAACCCAAAUCGAAGGGAAAUCCCCUAUUUGGAGUCAAAGGCAAUUCGACGCGUUCAAAUUAACCCUGGAUGAAUUUCAGAAGUACGACAACACAGCCGGAGUCUUCGUGGGAAAUGAGGUUCUCACCACAGCAAAUGAUUCCAUCGCAGCUCCGUAUAUUCUAUCUGCAACUCGAGAUAUCAAGGCCUAUCGUGAUUCCAAGAACUAUCGGAAGAUACCGGUCGGUUAUUCCGCUGCUGAUAUUGCAGAGCUGCGCCCUAUGUUGCAGAACUAUCUGGUUUGUCGGGAAGAUGAAUCUGAAAGAUUAGACUUUUUUGCUCUCAACGCUUACGAAUGGUGUGGUAAAUCAACAUUUGAAGUUUCUGGCUAUAGCAACUUGAAUGACCAAGCAGAGGGCUACCCCGUUCCGAUUUUCUUUUCCGAAACUGGUUGCAAUACCGUCCGACCACGCGAGUUCGAGGAUCUCAAUGCUAUCCUUGGGCCAGAGAUGACAGGGACGUGGUCUGGCGCGAUGGUGUACGAGUGGAUAGAGGAGCUGAAUAAUUAUGGCCUGGUUACAUACGGGAAGCCGCCCAAAGGUGACAAGUCUAAUCCGUCAGCUCUCGACGGUUUCUCCCGCCGUGGUACUCCCACCCCUAUUAAACCAGACUUUACAAAUUUGAAAUCCCGUUUCGCCUCUCUGUCCCCCACUGGUGUUGAGCUGUCAGACUAUUCCCGUCAGGUAUCAAAGAUUACAGCCCCGCCCUGCCCCAGUUCAACUCCUCAUUCAUGGGACGUCGAUCCUAGCGCUGAUCUACCGUCCAUCGGGCAAUCUGGUGUUGGCCAGACGAAUCCAACUUCUACCAGAGGGGAAGCCAGUGGGGAAGCCAGUGGGAAAGCCAGUGCUACUCCGUCUAGUUCCAGUGCUGGGAAUCGGCAGAUGCCAAUCCUAGGAUUCGUGAUCGGAAGUAACUCCUUAUAUGCUGUGAUAUGUUUGUUAGUCAUCAGUGGACAUAAUGGCUGGAGGAUGUAG
Molecule: messenger RNA, 1350 nt
Organism: Histoplasma capsulatum G186AR
Lineage: Eukaryota; Fungi; Ascomycota; Eurotiomycetes; Onygenales; Ajellomycetaceae
Product: pH-responsive protein
Exons: 3
Coding region: 1-1350 (449 amino acids)
Biological process (GO): fungal-type cell wall (1->3)-beta-D-glucan biosynthetic process
Cellular component (GO): cytoplasm; fungal-type cell wall
Molecular function (GO): 1,3-beta-glucanosyltransferase activity
Source: RefSeq, a predicted model, not a curated record